CUCGAAGAUUUGGAGCCCGCUGCUGCUGCCGAGCGGAUCCCCGACGGCAUCUCCUCCAUCGUCGGUGGCGUGCGGGGCCUGGUGCGUUUGACGGUGGAUGUCUUUGGGCCUUGGGGAGCUGAUCAAUCAGAUGAAGAAGCGUUUAAACUUGCUAUACAGCAGCUGCUCCUCGACGGGACGAGAAUUGGCGAUAACUUCACUAUCAGCAACAUUGACAAAUGCACGUGUAUGGGUCUUCACCAUCAAGUGACUGCAAGUCGCUCUUAGAGGGUGAGCGGGACCAGAGGGAGCAGUGCAGGCAUCGCCCUCAUAUAGUGUGUGUGUGUGUCUUCACGCUGCGUGUCGAGUCAGCUGUGACAUAACACAACAGCACCACGCCAUAGGACGCACAUCUUUUGAGUCUGUCCUUGCCGUACGUCUACUGCACGGCAUUGCUACUAUACCUCUUCGUCUGUCUGUCUGGCUGGCUGGCUGGCUGUCUGCCGGCUGUUUUUUCCAUGACUGCGGUGGAUAAAGGUAUGCUUGCUAAUCGUGCUGCCUUUCUGCUGCUGCUGCCACUUGUCUGAUCCCUUUCUAGCCGGCCGACCAUCUCUGUGUUUCUCUCUCUCUCCUUGGGUCGAGAGUGGGGUGGUGAAGGAUGGCCAACACGACCAUGGUGGUCGAGCAGGGGCCCCGGACAGACAGAGGCACGAAGACACAGACAGAUGCAUACUGCGUGUCGGCGUGGUGCAAUUCGAUUCUCGUCGACAUGAGGCUAUGGCCUGCUUGAGUGUGGGUGUCCCCAUUGCUGCUGAGUGAAUGAACGGGUGAAUGCAUCUCUUUGUGUGACUCAUCCAACAUACACACCCGCGCCAACCGAAUGUCGACAUAUGCGUCAUGGACAAUGAGUCAAAAUGAAUGCACCGCUCGGGAACUCGUCCGGCUGCCCGGAACCCGGCACAGGGCAGCGUAGUUUUCCGCAGUCCACUCCCUUCGCACCCGUGCGAGCUUGAGCUCGCCAUCCGGGGAGAAAGGAAAGCGAAAAGAACAUCUCUGCGUCGUGUGACAAGGUGCGCGUGGUGGCGGGCCGCACAUCAGCCUGAUGCAUCUGUCCAUCUCAUCUCCUAUAUGCGUGCAGGGCCCCCUGUGUCUGCUGUCGGUGUGGUGUGGUGUGGUGUGGUGCCACUGUCCCCCUGCGAAGCUCUCUCUCUCUGGUGUGCUGCUGUGUUGUGAUCACCAUGGCGUCAAGCGCAUAUAUCAACCAACUGCUCGAGGUCAGAAGAGCUUGGGAGAGAUAGAUGUGCACACAGACAGUCAGGCAGACAGACAGGCAGAGAGAGAGAUGGACACACAGCCCAGUUGAUUGUGGUGGUGGGUCGUGCCGUGUCAUUCAGGCAGAGAAGCGUGCACAGGAGAUCGUUGAGCAGGCCCGUAAGAAGAAGGCCGCACGACUCAAGGUACCUGCCUUGUCGGGACCAUUGCCCUCCCCCCGCCCCUACCCCCUCUCUCACACAUACAAACACAUGUGUUUCUGUCGUUCCUUUCUCCAUCUCUGUGGUUGAUUGGCUGGCUGGCUGGUUGGUUGGUUGGUUUGUUGAUGCAGGAGGCCAAGAACGAGGCUGACAAGGAGUUGGUGGCCUUCCGGGAGCAACAGGAGAAACUCUUCAACGAACAUAAAGUAUGUGCGCAGAGGUGUGUAUGUCGUUCUUUGCCCUCACACUCUGUCUGUCUGUCUGUCUGUCUGGUGCUUGUGUGUGUGUGAUGUGCAGGCCCAGAUGGGUUCCAACACUGGCGAGCAGCAGCUCAUCACCGAGACGGAGAAGACCAUUCAGGUAGACAGACAUACAUGCGUGUGGGCCCACACAGAGGUGGGUGGGUGGCUGCACAGAAAUGUGUGUGUGUGUGUGUGUGUGUGCAGUCGAUCAAUGAGACUUUCAAGAAAAACAAAGAGGGCGUCAAGAAGGUGAGUGGCAGCGCGCAUCCAUUCAACCACACGCUUGCUGCCCUUCUGCCACCGUUCCCUCUCCACCUCUCUCUCUCUUCCUGUGUCUGUGUGUCUGACAGUAUGUGUGCGAUAUGGUGUCGGCCAUCGAUCUCGACCUGCCACAGGCAUACCAACAUACACAAACCACACACAAACACACACACACACACAUACUCACACACAUCAACAGACAGACAGACACAGAGGAAAAUGUGUGUGUGUGUGGGGGGGGGGGGUGUGUGGGUCUGUGUCUGUGUGCAGGCCACCAAGCAGUCGCUGGAGCAGGAGCAGGGGGCCAAGAAAUAGGCAAUCAAUAGGCACCAGACACCGGAAAGGAACGGACACACAGACAGACAGACGGACAGAGAGGAGUCAGUAGAGUAGGGCUGUUUUGCCAGUGGGGUGAGGUGAGUGAGUCAGUCAGUCGUCAGGUGUACAUAACGAUGCUAUGCUGCUAUACCUCAAUAUGUAUCAACUGAUGGAUCGAUGGCUGGAUGGCUGGAUGAGUGGCGUUUUUCUCGCAGCCUGGAUGGCUGGGCGGAUGUCAUCACAUAGGAGCGAUUCAUUCGAUGAUUGAGUGGCUAGGCCGAUCCUCUUACUUUCUCUGUUUCUCCCCUUCCCUCCCCUUUGUGUGCCCACCCGUCUCUCACCCACCACACCGAAGCCACCUCGUCCAUCUGUGUGUGGUUGUGCGCCUGAUGUCGGUGUGGAUGGAUGGAUGGAUGGUUUAAAAGCUGACACACAGACAGACAGACAGACCUGCUGUGUAUCUGUAUGACUGCACGUGCACUGUCGACUUCUGCUGGAUUGCGAAAGCUGGUGGAAUGGUGUAAUGGAUGGCCGCCUUCAUCGACCAGAUCUUUGCUGUUGCUACAUUGAGAAUCGUCCACUCACACGGUUUCACGGAGCACCCCACCGCUCGCAUGUGUGAGCUCAGCUGUCUUCGUGAAUCAAGCGCGAGGAGCUGCCUCCAAGGGCGUAGAAGACGCAGCCAAAUAUGUCGUCUGGUUUCGUGACGGACCGAUUGUACCGAGCGGAGUUGGUCCGAGACUGUGACCACUACUCUCACCGACCCCCCUGCCGGCAGCAUCGGCGAUGUGCAGGACCAUCUCUUCACCUGGUUCAAACACAUAAAGGAGGCGCACCCCGCAGAGAUCCAGUUCGUCGGAAAGCCAAUCGUUGCUGACCGCUCAGUUCCCAUCAGGUCUUUCUUCCAGGAGCACGAGGGUGCGACCAGGCAAACGACUAUCGUCUUCUACAGACAACCCGGCCAUGAGAGUAUGUGUGUGCGGAAGGAGGGAGGCACUAGGCCGACCAGAUGUGAUUCGUAUGUUGUGGUGUUGUUUGCGUGUGUGUCAGGAGCAGAGAACAACGCCGCCGCGACUCCCAUCCGGCCAUCUACGCAGCAGCAGCAAGGUAGAGGUAGAGCGACACAAAGGCACGCGGGAAGGCAAGGCUUGUGCCUGUGUUGUCUGAUGCAGAUGUCGUGGUGGAGUCUACUGCCGGCCGUCCAAAACGGCGUGCAGUACGUCGUGAAGAAGCGUGAGUGACGGCUAUAUGCGUGUGUCUUCAUGAGCUGGCCAAUAUGGGACACUAAGACAUACCAGUAGGUGGGUGUGCGUGUGUGUGGAGGGAGGGAGGGAGGGAGUGCUAUUUGUUGCUUUAUGUUGGUUGUGUCGGGCAAGUGGGAAGCGAUUUACUGAGCAGAUUUGGUAUGAUUGAUGGGCUGAUUUGACGAUGAGUAGUUUGUGCGUGGACGUGUGUGCGUGUUGAGAUUGUCGUGUAGAUGAGGCAUGGAUUGGUCAAGGACGGACAGCACAGCGAAGAGGCCGCCCCCGGACCAAGCAGAACACACAGACAGGCAGACAGACAGAUGCAUAUCGGACAUACGCGCAUCAAUUCGAUUCUCGUCGACGACAUGAGGCCACGGCCUCUGUGAGUGUGCUCCCAUUAUGUCCCCACGAUCAACG
This is a messenger RNA of Vitrella brassicaformis, 3933 nucleotides long. The record is from the annotation of a GenBank genome assembly. Lineage: Eukaryota; Vitrellaceae.